This is a messenger RNA of Malaclemys terrapin pileata, 3047 nucleotides long. RefSeq names its product Holliday junction recognition protein (gene HJURP). The transcript has 13 exons. The record is from RefSeq and is a predicted model, not a curated record. Lineage: Eukaryota; Metazoa; Chordata; Testudines; Emydidae. Gene Ontology annotation, cellular component: chromosome, centromeric region. Gene Ontology annotation, molecular function: histone binding. The coding region runs from base 41 to 2326 and encodes 761 amino acids. Gene Ontology annotation, biological process: CENP-A containing chromatin assembly.
UCGGCGCGAGGAAGCUUGACGAGGAACUGGGGAGCGACGGAUGCGCUCGGGGGAAGCGGGGGGCGCGGGGCGCCCCGCCAUGGAGGAGCUGGAGGAGAGGCUGCGCCGCAGCAACGCGCGGUUCGUGGACUCGCUGCAGCGGAUCAUAGAGAAGUACAACUAUCCCUUUGAAGAUGAUAUACUUGUCUCUAUGGAAUCAUUGACUUAUGAUACACCCAUUGGACCACAGCUAUGGGGUGAUAUGUCAGAAAAAAACAUUAACGAAUGGAAGAAAAAAUUACAUAAGAGGGCCACACAAUGUCAAAAAACCACAGAAACACGAAAGCAAUGGAUCUCUGAUUUUGAAGAUGAAGAUUUAAAAGUACCUCAGGAACCUGCUAGGAAAUCCUUUAUAGACUCCUAUGAAGAGAUUCAAGUUGCUGACACAGAUACAGAAAGCGAAGCUGAUUUGGUUUCGAUUAGAAGAAAAUUUGAAAAUGUUAACCUCAAGGAGGACAUUCUACUUGUAAACCCUUCUGAGCUGGAAAUGAGAGAGAAAGUCAAAGUUCGUGUGGAUGUGAUAGUACAAGAUGAUGAAAGAAACAUCCCUAAAUGGAUUAUGGUUGCACCUGGAGAAAAAUCAAAGCGUCUUCACAUAACCUCUCCAUGGCAAGACUUGAUGGGUAUGACUAAAUCUCCAGUUGCAGAUAAGAUAACUCUACCCAGACAUGUACCUUUUCUGGAAAAAAAUGAAACGGGCUAUGAUAGCUUCAUGGAAGAGUACCAGUCUGCAAAUGAAGAAUGUUCCUGGAACAAUGUCACACUUGCAGAUUUGUAUCCAGGAAUGGUGGAGACACUUAGCAAGUUGAUGAACAAACACUCUCAGAAAAAAGCAGCUGAUUCCAUAAUCAGACACUACAAACACAGAGGAUGGCCUCCUAGAAAAUCAAAGCUUAAUGUCACCAUAGAAAGAAUAAGAAGGUUCAGGACAUCUAAAUUGAAGCCUAUGCUGCCUAAUACAAACAGUAAUGAUCAUAAAUUGCCUGUUGGAAAUAAUUUAAAUGAGAGUAACCAACUUCUUCAUGAUGGCAAAUGUCAGACACGGUGUGUGACUAAUGGUGAAUCUGGUAUGGUAUCUUACCCACAUGUUAAUACAAGUGAAAUGGAAAUAGAUUGGCCUGGAAAUUUAGAAGAUAAUUCAUACAUUCAAAGAAUAGACCAAAACAUCUCAGAGUCUGUUUUUCCAAACGUUACUGCUAGAACGGAAGAAACAUUUCUAACUGAGGGUCUACCUCAGACCACCGUGUCAUUACAUGACUCAAAAGGCAGCCCAAAUGGGAAGCUGCCUGAAGUACUUUCUCUGGGAUGCUUUUCUGUAACUUGCACAACAUCUCCUUGUCUAGUGAAAGAGAGUAAGAACGGCAAAAAUGACAAUACAGCUUUCGAUGGUACAUCAGGGUUCCAUUUGUCCACUUGCAACUUGAAUGGUGAUGCUAAUACCUUUCCACCACUUAACUAUUCUCUAGUAAGAACAUCAAAUGCAUUAAUCAGAAAUCCUGAAAUAAAAACUUUCAGGGGAGGUUUUUCACUGCAGCGCAGUCAUUCUUUUUCCUCACUUCCUGUGAAUCAAAGUCCAGUCAAGACUCACCAGAAAUGUGAAGAUGAAUUUGAAAAACUUUACCAGAAACUGUGCCCCAAAGAACUUCAGAAACCUCUUAAGAUUAGAAAGCCUCUUUCAAACACUAAAGAAAAAGAGAGACUAAUCAAGUCCUACUUCUGUAAUUCUGUAAAGUCUCAUAAAAAAUAUGAUAGUGCAUUUGACGAGGUUUAUCAGAGAUUGUGUUCCGAAGGGUUUCCAAAACUGCCCACGUUUCUGAGAGCUUCAAACUUAAGGAAAUAUGAAGGCAUACAGAUGUCAGAAACUGUAAAUGCUUUAAUUAACUCACCCAUACGAACUUUACCUGCAGUUACCAGAAUUAAAAGAGUAGCAGAUUUCCACAAUGAAGAUCUUCUGUCUUCACCUGUAAAGAAACUGAAAAAUAUACCUGAAGAUAUUUUUCCUAGAGCAAGUAAUCAGUCUCCUCAUAGAAAAAAUAUUAAUCCUCAGACAACUAGCCUGGAUUUCUCAAGAGUGAUGGAUGGGAUUGUUCCUGGCAUAUUUGAUAGCCCUAAUUGUCAAAGUCAGGCAUCUGAAAACUUUGAUUCUGGGUUUCAUACUUCUUCAAAUCACACUUAUCCAGUUAGUCCAAGUACUUUUGUGCAAGAAUCCAGGAUUGCAAAUGUCUAUGCAAGUAUCCCUAGAACAUUGCAAAGUAAUGGCUCAUCCAGAAGUGCACAAAAAUAUUAACAAAGGGUAUCCAGAAAACUCAGCUACAAUGAUGGGAGAGAGAAAAGCGCAGGUGUUCUUUUGGAAGACUUCAUCACUAAAGAUACAGAAGGAGCAUUUCUGGAAGGCUACAGAGAGAAUAUUAUUUUAUAAAUUUGUAAAGACAUCAAAGACAUUUUAAUUAACCAUUGCAAUCUGAAAAUUGCAUUUUUUGAUAGGGAGAGAGCUGAGGAAUAGUGCUCUAGUAUAUAGUUAGUCCUGCUAUGUACAUUCCCUCUCAUCCAAAAUAAUUCCUUGGAGACCAGCUUUGCCUUCAGCCAAGGUGGGCCGGGCACCUUUCCUUAAUGAGGAGUCAUUCAUUUGGCCCCAGAAGUCCACUGGACGGAAUCAAGAUUCCUUCUUUGGGCUGAAUUAGUUGUUAAACUUUUAUAUUUAGUAGUGUUUGCCAUAAUAGAAUGUGAUUUGCAUUUCUUUGUUUGCUUAUAGACAUGGAUUUUAAUAUGCUAAUAAUAAUGUACAUUGGUUUUGUAUUCCACCAGAAUUCCUAGCCUCUGCUGUGCACCCCUGCUUUAUAUAUGCACGUUAUUAAGCUCCUGGAAACACUGGUCUGGAAGGUCCAAAUGCAGUAUAAUGUAUUAUGACUUUGUAAUGUGGCUGUACUAUCAGAUUGGCGGUUUUAAUGUUUAAUUUUCAAUUUACUUCAUCAUAAAUCUUAAUUGCGUAAUAAAUUUUUUAUACAUUC